AUCCUGGCUCUGCUUUUUCGUUCUUCAACUGGCCAGACUGGUGCACUGAAAGGCUGGAGAUCUUAGAGGCUCAAAGGACGUGCUUUUUAACGUCUACUUUUGCUCGGCGUCUCAUUCUAUCCGCAUCAUGAGGCCGACGGUUGUGAGACUCGCCGAGUCUGUUACGAAGAGGCCGCUGAAUAUUCGUGAAGCUGGCGCAUCCCUCUUGCCACCUAUUCCUCUGUAUCGACGUCUUCUGAGGGCACACCGUGCUCUGCCUCUCGAAAUGCGAUCCCUUGGUGACGACUACGUCAAGGCAGAGUUCCGCCGGCAUAGAAGUGUAACGAACCCAGUGCACAUCAUCGGCUUCUUGUCGCAGUGGAAGAUAUACCUCGACGAGUUACCUAGUGGGACGGAUGCACAGAAUUUCUCGGGGAAAAAGCUUGACCCGCAACUCAUGGAAAAGAUGUCCGCGGAGCAACUUGGGCAGUUGUACGAGUUAAUGCACGCGACGAAGAAUGUUUGGAAUCCGAAUGUAGUCCCGGAUGGCGAAGAGGGAAGCGGCUCCAAGGCGUGACUAACUUCUUUGAGAAAGGCUGAGUUCGCCCGGUACUCGUAACCCCGCCAUCUCUUUGUUCGGACUUCAAGUUCGUCACGGUACACGGUUAAGAACGGCGUCCGUGCGUUUCCACACACAAGGUCUUCAGGGCCCUCUUCUGCACUAAGCCUCAUCUUCUCAGUAUCUCCGCGUUCGGGAAUGCCGGUAAUUGUCUCCUGGCUCCGCGCUCCUGGCCUGCCACUCCUGACCCGGACACCUCAGCCAUGCACCACUCUGGUCAUUCUCGUCUGCAUGCGUUACAUGGGAAGGGCAGCAUCUCUUAGGGUCAACUGUUCUAGCGGAUCUCCCACCUCUGUCACGUGUCGUAGAUAAGAAUACCAUUAAUUCGUCAGGC
This is a messenger RNA of Gloeophyllum trabeum ATCC 11539, 932 nucleotides long. RefSeq names its product ACN9-domain-containing protein. Gene Ontology annotation, biological process: mitochondrial respiratory chain complex II assembly; succinate metabolic process. NCBI's taxonomy places the organism in Eukaryota, Fungi, Basidiomycota, Agaricomycetes, Gloeophyllales, Gloeophyllaceae. Gene Ontology annotation, cellular component: mitochondrion; mitochondrial intermembrane space. The record is from RefSeq and is a predicted model, not a curated record. The transcript is spliced from 4 exons. Bases 128 to 556 code for a protein of 142 amino acids.